GUUGGCCAAUCAUAUUACUCAGAACGUCAGGCUGGGCCAGGGCUGGGCCUGUGUGAGAUGCUGGCCUCGGAGGACCUGGCAAAUUACAGAAGUGGCAGGAGAUCGCAGCAUAAACUGAAGUCAGGGCGGAUCUUUCUUUAGUUUUGUGACCUGUGGUGCUGCCAUGCCUGUGACCUCCCAGCUAUUUAAGGCCUACCGCUGUAGGGAGAUCCAAAAAUUCUGCAGCUUUGCCAUUCAGUGCCGGAACGGACACCAGUGCACUCAGCCACCCCAGCCUCUUUUCAUCUGUCGGCACAAAGAUGCCCGCUCCGCGAACUCACACUCAAAAUGGCGUCAGGCCCGAAGCUACAGGACCUCCUCAGAGCGAUGCUACAACUUAACCCCGCCCCAGGUCAACAGCAUCCUGAAAGCCAACGAGUACAGCUUCAAGGUCCCCGAGUUUGACGGCAAGAACGUCAGCUCGGUGACUGGCUUCGAUAGCAACCAGCUCCCCGCCAACGCGCCCAUCGAAGACCGGCGCAGCGUCGCCACCUGCCUGCAGACGCGGGGAAUGCUGCUGGGCGUGUUCGACGGGCACGCGGGCUGUGCCUGCGCCCAGGCGCUGAGUGAGAGGCUCUUCUACUACAUCGCCGUCUCCCUGCUGCCCCACGACACACUGCAGGAGGUGGAGAACGCGGUGGAGAGCGGCCGUGCCGUCUUGCCCAUCCUGCAGUGGCACAAGCACCCCAACGACUACUUCAGCAAGGAGGCCUCCCGACUCUACUUCAACAGCCUGCGCACCUACUGGCAGGAGCUCCUGGACCUGAGUGCCCCCGGGGAGACGCCGGACAUCAAGGAGGCGCUCACCCACGCCUUCAAGAGGCUGGACAACGACAUCUCCCUGGAGGCCCAGGUUGGCGACGCCAACGCUUUCCUCAACUACUGGGUGCUGCGGGUGGCGUUCUCGGGGGCGACGGCCUGCGUGGCGCACGUGGACGGGAACGACCUGCACAUCGCCAACACGGGGGACGGCCGGGCCGUCCUGGGGGUGCAGGAGGAGGACGGCUCCUUCACGGCCCUCACCCUUUCCAACGACCACAACGCCCAGAACGAGGACGAGAUCGCGCGCAUCCGGUCGGAGCACCCCAAGAGCGAGGCCAAGACCGUGGUGAAGCAGGACCGGCUGCUCGCCCUGCUGAUGCCCUUCCGGGCGUUUGGCGACGUCAAGUUCAAGUGGAGCAUCGAGCUGCAGAAGCGGGUGUUGGAGUCCGGGCCCGACCAGCUCCACGAGAACGAGCACACCAAGUUCAUCCCGCCCAAUUACCACACGCCCCCGUAUCUCACCGCCGAGCCGGAGGUCAUACACCACAGGUUGCGGCCGCAGGACCGCUUCCUUGUGAUGGGCACGGACGGGCUGUGGGAGACCCUGCACCGGCAGGAGGUAGUGCGCAUUGUGGGUGAGUACCUCACGGGGGUGCACCACCACCAGCCAAUCACGGUGGGCGGCUACAAAGUGACCCUGGGCCAGAUGCAGGGCCUGCUGAUGGAGCGGCGGGCCAGGGUGUCGUCCACCUUCGAAGACCAGAACGCCGCCACACACCUGAUCCGGCAUGCGGUGGGCAACAACGAGUUUGGCACAGUGGACCACGAGCGCCUCUCCAAGAUGCUGAGCCUACCCGAGGAGCUGGCCCGCAUGUACAGGGACGACAUCACCAUCAUCAUCGUUCAGUUCAACUCCCACGUGAUUGGGGCACAGCAACCGUCAGACGGGGAAGUGGCCUAAGGCUCUGAAUGUCUGUGGUGUCAGUAACUGAAAUGGAAGGGUAAAAUUGCACCCUUUUUUUUUUUGCACAAAAGUUAACUUUUGCCCUUUUUUUGUGGACUAAUUCGGUCAAAAGAAACAAGGUCAUGGUUAUAGAACCAAGAAAUAAUUUGCAUCCUGUUGAGGAAGACAUACCAAAAUAAUCUACUACAGUAUAUUGUGCACAGUGACUUGUAGACUGAGUGCAAGGGCAGUGAAAAGAGUGUGGCUACACUUCCAAACUCCUACAGUAGGGGUGCUGCAGUUGUGCAUUUUGCAUUGGAACAUUGACAAUACCUCAGCACGUUUUAGCUCAGAUGUCAUCUAAUGUAAUAUGAAACUGAGCGAUUAGGCCUGCACUACAGGAAUUCUUCAAUGUGUCCCUGUAUUAUUAGAAAAAGCUAUUUAUUUUCAAAUAUUCACACUCCAAAGGUUUGUGUUCUGCAGUAUAUAAAAGGUGCUAAGCAAACAUGAAUAAAAAAAAAAAAUGUUUGCCAAUUCUAUAAUUGAAUCUGCACUGCGUAUACAAUUUGGGACAUUGUUUGAAAAAGAUAAACAUGUGCAUUGGGCAGUUUUCACUUGUAUUUCAUGGCAUGCCAAAAGUUUUGCAAAUCACAUAAAGCCAAAAGCCCUUUCAUACAACAAUGUCCUAGAAACAGUCCACAGCCUUAGACGAUCAUGACACAAGGUUUACGCUCCUCCUUUGCAGAGCUUACAGUUAGAGUUUAGAGUAUAGAUUGAGUCAUAGUGCAAGAUGAUUAUGAGUUGUCGUCUUGCAAGGACAGAAUGAAUGGAAUGCAAACAAUUAGCACAAGAUGAUGGUUUGUUCCCUAUAUACCAGUGCAGUAUCGGAGAAAUGAAAGCAAUGUCACUGCAAAACUGCAUGCGCACUCUGAUCCUUUUAAUUGUCAUUGCCUAAAGAAAAUAAAAGAUUAACAGAAUUUCUCUAAGUUAGGCACACAUGGCUGCCUUUAAAAAAUGCCCAAAAUAUCCAAUAUUUGUUUGUGGUUUUAAUUAUUUAUUUGAAGGGUCAAACAGCUCAUUCGCCAAGGAGGGCUGUUCGACCCUUAUUGUCACCAUGUUUGUAACUUCGUGAAAGCAUCUCCUUGCAGACUGCACUAGAAAAUCCUGACAAUUAUGGUGUUUACAGCAGUGCUCAAGACUGCCUUUAGGAAAUGCUGUUGCCUUUUUUGAUGGGUGGUUGCAAUAGUUUUCUAUGUCCUCCGAUCCUGGAGUAUCAGAAUAUAACAGGGUUGGUUUUCAGUGGCCUGUGGAAGAGUGGUGUCUGAUCCCUGCUUUCCACCACCACCAACAAAUUGUGGUUUGGCCAUUUUGAUAAUUGUCCCUAGAUCUACAGUGGCGUUUAAAUUAAAAUGUUUUUUCAGAGUUUUUUUUCUUCUUUAAAAAACAAACAAACAAAGUGAUUGUACAUUAUAUACACCAUUUUAUGUCAACCUGACAUUUAGCACUUGAUGACCUUUGUCUGUUACACUGACCUUACAACCUUUGUAUGUUUGUUUACCAAAUAACCUGGUUUGGUUUUCCACUAACCUAUGACAGAGGCUUAUUUUUUGUUCUGUUCAUGCCAUUUUCUAUAUUAAAGAACACAUUUAUUUGGUCAAGUUGGGAAUUUACUAUGUUAAUUUUUUUUUUACCGAAGCUUGCUCAAGUUAUUUUAUCAAGUGCCUCAUCCUACUAGAAGACACUUUUAGUGCAUAGAUGGGGCCCAGGGUGUGGUACUGUAUCCAAACCAGGCUAUGUCAUGUCAGCUGGCCAGCAGUCCUGCAGAUAAAUUGGCUUGAGCAUCACCCAGGGAUGGGAGGCUUUCGGUAGGUCUGGAUGGCAGGGUCUCAUUGGGCAUCUGCGAACCAGUGGGAGGCCAUUCGGUACAUUUGAUGAAGUGUAACUGGAUCACAAUGGUACAUUCUUCACACCAGGCCAAAAUUUCUAGUGCUUGAAUGUCAUUUGAAAUGUGAAAUCUAUCACCAUCGUCAAAUGAGGGGUGGAAAUCAUGUCAAAUCUUGGAUGGAAUUGGGUGUGAAAAUUUGGUAAUUGUAUAAUUAUUUUGGAAUAUAUACUUUAAGACAUGUUUGUACAGUUAUGAAGAAUUGGACACAUAUAUUUCCACAGUGAACAUAUAACGUAUACAUGUAUAACUGUAUAGGGUGAUGUGAAAUCCAGAUGAGUUUUUUGUCAAAAACUUGUCAGGCCCCAUUAAUUGCACCCAUUUGUUAAUGAAACUAAUAUACAACAGCUGUCCACUGACACUGGAUUGAAGAACAGUGUCGUAAAUGAAUCAAGAGUUGCCUUGCUGUCAAAAUGCUCUGAUUGUAGUUUGUAGUAAUGUAGUGAGAUAAUCACAGUAAAUUAUUGCUAAUUGUAUAUUCUGUUGGCAGUAUUUUUCCAGACAAGAAGCUCUGGAAAUGUAAUUGUAUAUAACUUAUUUUGGAGGGUAUUUCAGAUGUUAAGGGAGGGAUACAGUAUUGUCCAUUGAGGUUUGAACUCCUUAGUUGUAAGUGGCUGUGGGGUAAGAAACAUAACAUUAAUAUCAUACAAUUUCAGCGCUGGAUUUCUUGGUUACUUGCAAUUUGUUUCAACUAAUAUUUCAAACAUAAACAUUUGCAUUGGCAAAAAAAAAAGAAAAAAGAUUGUUCUGCAAAUGACUGCAGUUCUGACGUGGAUGCUUCAAUUAGUUUGUUGAUAAUAUGUGAAAGGGUGGACGUAGGCUAUGUGACAGUGAAGGCUUUUAUGUUAAAUGCUUGCAAAAUACUUGAAGGUCAUUUAUCAACCUUUCUAAGUUUUUGUUACAUAUAUUUAGGCUUAACAACAUGCAUAUACAUGUAAUGAUUGGUAUAUAUGUUUAAAUACUGUAUACAUAUACAGUGGCUUCAGAAAGUAUUCAGACCCUGUCACGUUUUGAACACUUUGUGUUGUAGAUUUAAAUUAGAAUGGAUAAAAUUGCCAUUUUUGGCAAUCAGUCUAUACACAAUAACCCAUAAUGAGAAAUUGUAAACAUCUUUUUAGAAAUGUUUUAAAAUUGAUUAAAAACCAAAAACUGAAAUCUCAUUUAAAAUGAAAUCUACAGUACAACACAAUAAAUUGCGCAAAAAGUGAAGGGGUCUGAAUACUUUCUGAAGCCACUGUAUGUUUUCAAUCUGUGACAUUUUAUAUUGUUUAAAUAAAACCUAAAUAACACAA
Messenger RNA from Conger conger (European conger), 4978 nucleotides. RefSeq names its product pyruvate dehydrogenase phosphatase catalytic subunit 1 (gene pdp1). NCBI's taxonomy places the organism in Eukaryota, Metazoa, Chordata, Actinopteri, Anguilliformes, Congridae. Gene Ontology annotation, biological process: protein dephosphorylation. Gene Ontology annotation, molecular function: cation binding; protein serine/threonine phosphatase activity. The record is from RefSeq and is a predicted model, not a curated record. The coding region runs from base 164 to 1762 and encodes 532 amino acids. The transcript has 2 exons.